Lagopus muta (rock ptarmigan) is the source of this 1891-nucleotide messenger RNA. RefSeq names its product UDP-glucuronosyltransferase 1-6-like. The record is from RefSeq and is a predicted model, not a curated record. The transcript has a single exon. The coding region runs from base 3 to 878 and encodes 291 amino acids. Gene Ontology annotation, molecular function: UDP-glycosyltransferase activity. Lineage: Eukaryota; Metazoa; Chordata; Aves; Galliformes; Phasianidae.
AAAUGGCUCUUCAAUUUCUGUGUUUUUACCAACGUACUGGGAUAUUUUUUCUUCUUCUAUCAUCUUUAAUCUUUGCGGAAUGUGGGAAGAUCCUGGUGAUACCUCAGGAUGGAAGUCAUUGGCUCAGUAUGCGACCAGUAGUAGGAAAACUCCAGCAAAAUGGACAUGAUGUUGUUGUGGUUGUACCGUCAUCAAGUUUUCUUAUGAAGACAAAGGAACAUCAAAAUUAUACAGUGAAAGUAUAUCCAAUACCUUAUACAGAUGAGCAUUUACAUGGCGUGCUCAAGUCGUUUGUUAAUGAUCAUCUUACUGAGCAAUCUACAUUGAAAAUGAUCAUCACAAUGUAUCGCAGCACUGCAGAAGCUUUCAGGUUUUUUUUCACCAUGUGUCAGAGCCUCUUGCACAACGAAGAAAUGAUGCAGUAUUUGAGAAAGAGCAAAUUUGACGUUGUUUUCACAGAUCCAAUUCUGAUGUGUGGACCAAUACUUGCUGAUUAUCUUUCAGUUCCUUCUGUCUACUUCUUGCGAGGAUUUCCUUGCGGUAUGGAUUCAAAAGCUACCCAGUGUCCAAGCCCUCCUUCUUAUGUUCCCAGGCUCUUCCUAAAUAAUUCCGAUAGCAUGACAUUUGCUCAGCGUGUGAAAAACAUGCUGGUCAAUAUACUGGAGCUUGUUUACUGUCAGCCUUUAUUCACUGUAUUUGAAGAACUUGCGUAUGAGAUUUUGCAAAAGAAAGUGACGGCUACAGACCUUCUGAGCCAUGGAUCUGUCUGGCUCAUGAGAUAUGAUUUUGCCUUUGAAUUUCCAAGACCAAUAAUGCCAAACAUGGUUUUUAUUGGAGGGAUAAACUGUGCUCAGAAGAACAAGCUGUCUCAGGUAUAGAACUUUAUUUUAUUUUUAUUGAAAACCAAGAACAGAAGUAUGUAAGUAUCUUACAUUGAAACUUCACUAAAAACACCUUCUUAUUUAAAAAUAGAAAGCUAAUCAAAAAUCCUGCAAGAUUCAUAAAUAUUAUUUGCCAGUACCCAGCAUUCUGAUUAAAUCAUAUCCUGGCAAUCUUAAAGUCUUGUCACAUAAGAAAACUUAAGUUACAUGUAAACAGUAUGCAAAUGAUGAACUGUUUUUUUGAAUUGAAGCUCAUCUGGAUUUUGGCAAGUGACAGCCAUUUCUCUCCUAAAGAACUUGGUAGCUUCUAUUUUAUCUCAGUUUCUAAUGCUACAUCCACCUCCAGAAGAGCAGGCACCACAAUCAUAUUGCUACAUAGCUCUGAAAGAGUAGCCUGAGGAACACACAUAGACACUGUCUGGUCUUUAUCUGCUCCACAGUGUUCAGGACUGUCCAUCUGGACACAUCAGGCACUUGCUGCCAUGCCAGGAGCAUUCAAUCCACCUGAUUUGGUGGCUGUGGGAGCUAUGGACUCUAGGUGUUGCCAUCUGACUGUACUGACAGUCAUGAAAAGCUUGCAGGAUAAAGGGCACCCAAUUACUGUUGUUGGAGGCAGCCUUGGCAUCAGUGUUGAAGAUUGGCAUGGGCAUUUCUGUGCACGUACAUCUAUAUACCCAUUCUCCUUUUUCAUUCUUGAAGGUUAUAGGACUAACAUUUUUGCCAUUUGUCAAUUGUAUUUCUGUCCAUUCAGUCAGGUAGAUUGAAUUACCUCUUUCUCUUUAUGUCAAGGUGUUAAUAUAAGCUGAAAAAGAAAUCAAAUGCACAUGAGGGUUAAAAUUUGGAAAAAGUAGCAAAUAUAUAAGCUGCAGCCAAAUCUAAACCCCAGAAGAAAGCCUUUCAAAAAUACAUCCUCUUGUUCUUUUUAAGUUAUUUAAUUAGAUUCUAGGCAUGGAUGUCUUCUAUAAAUUCCCAUACAGGUUUUUGGGUGAGAGCCAGACCUCUGAAUCAAA